Molecule: messenger RNA, 1166 nt
Organism: Neohortaea acidophila
Lineage: Eukaryota; Fungi; Ascomycota; Dothideomycetes; Mycosphaerellales; Teratosphaeriaceae
Exons: 1
Coding region: 489-1019 (176 amino acids)
Source: RefSeq, a predicted model, not a curated record
UCUGGGAGAGGAUGAUUAUGCCGAGGGCUCCUCUAUAGAAGUUUUGCAGCGGAAGGUGUUGGGUGCGUAGGGUUGCAGUCGAGCGAUCGUCUUUGUAUGCUCUGUCAACGCGUCUCCCUGCUUCCUCUACCCAGACACGGAACGUUCGUAUCGGAUGUCCCGUUGCGCCCUGCCGUGAUCCAAGCCCUUGCUUUUUCAGGUUCAGGUAUCGAGGGAGGGAGCGGUCAGUCUGGCCUAGGGCUGGGCGUGUCGCGGUUGGUUCGACAUACAAGCACGGCGGUAAGUCUAAGGUGCAGCCUCCUCGUUGCUCGACUCAGGAGCUGUCGACAAGGCUGAGAAUGCUGCAAAGGCUUAACAGCCUUCUCGUCUAGCCUUUUCGUCUGCUGAUGGCUUUUCCAGAUCGCGCAACCGUCAACGAUCCAAGCUGAGAUCAGGAAACAACAAGAAGGUGUAGCCCUGUAUGCUGUUGGAGCUCAUAUGUGGACUUGAUGAAGGUUGAGACGCGUUUGCAAGGUGAAAAGACGCAGGGUGGUUGGCGUGUGAACAAUGCAGGGUGGACCAAGCGUUCCGUGAAGGCACUUUGGAGUGACUGUGCCCUCUUCCUCCGUGACCUUCAUCAUUUCUCUCCCGUUCCUCAUCACUCACGCUCGCCUCCGAUCAUGAUCUCCCUUGCGCUGGUCUUCGACGCCCUCCUCCUCUUCCUCGUGGCAACCAGCGCUCUCUUCGACGCCAUCAACAGGUUUAGGCGGGUGAUCCACGUCUUUGUCCGCGAGGAGCGGUUGGUAUUGGCGUGGAGGCGCACCGAGCUCGCUCAGCUUUGCGCCCUCUGCGUCUUCGAAGUGUUCUUGUUCAGCGUCUGCAUGUCCCUCUGGUUGGAGCAGUAUCACGCUGGCCCGGAGACGGACAGGCUCCAGGCGACGGGGUUUGCCUCUCUGGCGAUCGGACAGGGACUCUUCCACGGCAACCAGGUGUGGAUGAACGUGAACGACGUUCCUAACGACUUUGCACUCUUGUUUUGAUUCAGGAGCAGGGGCAGAUGCAGAUGCAGCCUCGAGGUCGAAAGCGUGGCGCGACUGCCUUCAGCCCGAGCUCCAACGCGCCUGCCUCGUCACGCGUCAGGAAGGCACGACGCUUGGAUGGCGACACUGCUGAAUCCAUAUUCCCAA